Vicia villosa (hairy vetch) is the source of this 1143-nucleotide messenger RNA. RefSeq lists its product as uncharacterized. The transcript has a single exon. The record is from RefSeq and is a predicted model, not a curated record. Lineage: Eukaryota; Viridiplantae; Streptophyta; Magnoliopsida; Fabales; Fabaceae. Gene Ontology annotation, molecular function: nucleic acid binding; RNA-DNA hybrid ribonuclease activity. The coding region runs from base 1 to 1143 and encodes 380 amino acids.
AUGGAUGUGGUUAGGGAUGUCAUAGGGGAGGUUGGAGCUGCCCAUGUGGCUGGGAUUCCGCUUUCCACAGAACUGGGGAAGGAUUUGCUGAUUUGGAAUGCUGAAAAGCAUGGAGAUUUUUCUGUUAAGACUGCCUAUCAUCAUCUGUCUGCCUCUAGACGCAACAAUAGACCUGGAUCCUCUUCUAGUGAUCUUGACCCUCUAUGGAAACCUUUGUGGAAGGCGCCUAUUCCUAACAAGAUUAAGGAGUUCAUAUGGAGGCUUGCUAAAGACAUUCUCCCUACUCGAAGCAACGUUUGUUCGAAAGGUAUUACUAUUGACCCCUCUUGUCCCUUUUGUGAUAGCUGUCCGGAAACUUCUGCCCACCUCUUUGUGCAUUGUUCUUUUAUAAAGCGCAUGCUUUUUGCUGGCACUUUGGGAGUGAGAAUCCCGUCUGUAAGGGAUGCGUGUGAGUGGCUUCUGCAGGUGUUUAAAAGUAAGGAUUUAAAUAUGGUGCAAUUUGUUUGUUUCGGAUUAUGGAAAGUUUGGCAGGCUAGGAAUUCUGUUGUGUUUAGAAAUGCUAACCCUUGCCCAUUAUUGCUAGCAAAUGAGGUUUGCUGCUCCGUCAGUGAGUUUAACGCUAGUAGCAAUGCCGCCACUCUUUCCUCGUUGCACGCACAGUUAGAAGGUAAUGGUGGUAACUGUUGGUCGAUUCAGACAGACGCGGGAUGUUUUGAAGGUGGGGUGGUGGUCCUAGGAUGUGUGAUCAAAGCUCCCAAUGGUGAUGUUUUAAUGGUUGCGACUCAAAGGAUGUCGUGUUUUGCUUCCCCAAGCAUUGUUGAAGCUUUUGGUAUUAAAUGGGGCCUGCAACUGGCUAAGAAUGCUCAGAUUGAUAAUGUUACGGUCCAAUACGAUGCUCUUGGUGUUGUGGACUGCGUUAAUGGUGUUAGCUAUGCGGUUGAUCUUGAACCUAUAGUUUUAGAUUGUCAGUUUUUAAUUAAAUCUUUUGUUUCUGUUGCUGUUUUGUUUGUUGGUAGAAACAAUAUUUCUGAUGCCCAUAAUUUAGUUAGCUUGGGCCGUGUUGUUGGCUCUCGUACCUGGCUUGGCUGUAUCCCUCUUUUGGAGGAGAAUUCUGUAUCCUUGGCUCCUUUGGCCUAUCCUUAA